CCAACUCAAACACGUUUCCGCCGAUGAUUUGUGGAGACCGGUCCGGAGCGACUGAGCGGCGCCGUUAAUCGGUAGUAGAAAAAGUAAACUGGAUUGUUUCUUAGCGUAAGAUUCGGUUUCAUUCAAAUUCAAAUUGGCAAUUAGAAACCCUAAUUAUGAGCAUUUCUGAAGCAUGAAAGAGAUGAGCGGCAACGAGUUCCGAUUCUUUUUGUCAUGCGACAUCAAUCUUCCAGUUACCUUUCGCAUCGAGAGGUUGGAAGGCAAUUUGCCUUCUGUCAAGUCCUCUAUCUCAGAAUUUGAUUACACUACAGAGGAGAGAAGAGCUGAGCUAUAUGUUGAAUGUGCACUAUUCAUUGAUGGUGCUCCCUUCGGGCUUCCCACUAGAACAAGGUUGGAAUCUACAGGGCCAUCAUAUUGCUGGAAUGAACUCAUUACUUUGAGUACAAAAUAUCGCGACCUAACUGCUCACUCACAACUUGCAUUAACAGUUUGGGAUGUUUCAUGUGGGAAAGAUGAGGGAUUGAUUGGUGGGGCUACCAUUCUUCUCUUUAGCAGCAAAAAGCAACUCAAAACAGGGAAGCAGAAGCUUAGGCUUUGGCCUGGAAAAGAAGCAGAUGGAUCAUUUCCAACAGCUACUCCUGGAAAGGUCCCUAGGCAUGAGCGUGGAGAAUUGGAGCGUCUAGAAAAGCUUGUGAACAAGUAUGAAAGGGGACAGAUUCAGCGUGUUGAUUGGCUGGAUCGCCUCACAUUCAAAGCCAUGGAGAAAAUCAAGGAACGAGAAAGCUGUAAAAGUGGAAGUUCUCAUUUAUAUCUGGUGGUUGAUUUCUGCAGUUUCGAACAUCGAGUUGUUUUUCAGGAGUCGGGAGCGAACUUUUUCUUGCCAUCCCCUCCUAUAGCUUCUACAAAUGAACUUGUUAUUGUGUGGGAUCCAGAAGUGGGGAAAAUGAAUCCCUCCGAGCACAAGCAACUAAAGCUAGCAAGGAGUUUAGCUCGUGGUAUCAUUGACAGAGAUCUCAAACCAAGCAAUAAUGAAAGAAAGUCCAUACAACGGAUAUUGAAAUACCCCCCAACAAGGAUUUUGAGUGGAGAUGAGAAGCAGCUUUUGUGGAAAUUCCGUUUCUCAUUGAUGUCUGAGAAGAGGGCUCUCACGAAGUUUCUCCGCUGUGUUGAAUGGAGUGAUCUUCAGGAAGCAAAGCAGGCAUUAGAACUGAUGGGCAAGUGGGAAAUGAUAGAUGUGUGCGAUGCAUUGGAGCUUCUGUCUCCCGUUUUUGAAAGUGAAGAGGUUCGUGCAUAUGCUGUCAGUGUUCUUGAAAGAGCUGAUGAUGAAGAGCUUCAAUGUUACUUACUUCAACUGGUUCAGGCUCUUCGUUUCGAGCGCUCUGAUAAAUCUCGCCUUUGCCAUUUCCUUGUGCAACGAUCAUUGAGCAAUAUCGAGUUGGCUAGCUUUCUCCGAUGGUAUGUUACCGUGGAACUUAAUGAUCCUGCAUAUGCAAAGCGUUUUUACUGUACCUAUGAGAUCCUUGAAGACAAUAUGAUGAAGUUGGGAGCUGGUGCAAAUGGAGAUGAAGACGGACUUAAGUUAUGGCAGAGUUUGGUGCGUCAGACAGAACUGACAGCUCAGUUGUGUUUAAUAAUGAGAGAUGUAAGAACUGUGCGUGGUGGAACCCAGAAGAAAAUUGAAAAGCUUAGACAGCUUCUUUCUGGCCUUCUUAGUGAGCUUACCUAUUUUGAAGAGCCAAUACGAUCACCAGUUGCACCAGGUGUGCUUAUCACUGGUAUCGUGCCUUCAGAAUCAUCAAUAUUCAAGAGUGCUCUUCAUCCUUUACGCCUGACUUUCCGAACAGCAAGUGGUGGAAGUUGCAAGAUCAUAUUUAAGAAGGGGGAUGAUAUUCGACAAGACCAAUUGGUUGUUCAAAUGGUAUCUCUCAUGGAUCGAUUGCUUAAAUUGGAGAAUCUUGAUCUACACUUAACUCCAUACAGAGUACUAGCAACUGGACAGGAUGAAGGCAUGCUGGAAUUCAUACCAUCCAGCUCUUUGGCGCAGAUUCUCUCUGAACAUCGUAGUAUUAUAAGCUAUCUGCAGAAGUUUCAUCCGGAUGAGCAUGGGCCUUUUGGAAUCACAGCCACCUGUCUUGAAACAUUUAUAAAAAGCUGUGCUGGCUACUCAGUUAUUACAUAUAUUCUGGGCAUUGGAGACAGGCACCUAGACAACCUUCUCCUUAGGGAUGAUGGGCGUCUGUUCCAUGUUGAUUUUGGAUUUAUUUUAGGCCGAGAUCCUAAGCCGUUUCCACCACCAAUGAAGCUUUGCAAAGAAAUGGUUGAGGCUAUGGGUGGAGCAGAAAGCCCAUACUAUACCAGGUUCAAAUCCUAUUGUUGUGAAGCAUACAAUAUCCUCCGCAAAUCUAGUAACCUCAUUUUGAAUCUGUUCCAUCUGAUGGCGGGUUCCAAUAUUCCUGACAUAGCUUCUGAUCCUGAGAAAGGCAUUCUUAAGCUUCAAGAGAAGUUUAAGUUGGACUUGGACGAUGAGGCCUGCAUUCACUUUUUCCAGGAUCUUAUCAAUGAGAGUGUGAGUGCAUUGUUUCCUCAAAUGGUUGAAACAAUUCAUCGGUGGGCUCAAUACUGGCGCUGAUCCCACAAGUUUGUUGGUGUCAGUUACACCUUUGUAAAUAGCCAGAUUCUCGAAGCCCCUGUACUCUAUUUUAGUUCCUGAUAAGACGGUUUUGGACAACAGUAUUGAAAAACUUGCAACACUAUCUUCUUAGAAAUUGUAUGGAGCUUUAUGGGAGUACCCUUCAUUCUGUCUCUUUAUUAUGCAGUGUGUUCUAAUGAGAAUGAUGAUCUUUCAAAUUGCUUCUUUGAUACACUUUGUAAUGUGCAUUGUAGUUUUUGGUAAAAUUAUAAGCAUUUA
Molecule: messenger RNA, 2908 nt
Organism: Vitis riparia (riverbank grape)
Lineage: Eukaryota; Viridiplantae; Streptophyta; Magnoliopsida; Vitales; Vitaceae
Product: phosphatidylinositol 3-kinase, root isoform
Exons: 18
Coding region: 173-2629 (818 amino acids)
Biological process (GO): phosphatidylinositol-3-phosphate biosynthetic process; phosphatidylinositol-mediated signaling; autophagosome assembly
Cellular component (GO): endosome; peroxisome; phosphatidylinositol 3-kinase complex, class III, type I
Molecular function (GO): 1-phosphatidylinositol-3-kinase activity
Source: RefSeq, a predicted model, not a curated record